Molecule: messenger RNA, 1966 nt
Organism: Magallana angulata
Lineage: Eukaryota; Metazoa; Mollusca; Bivalvia; Ostreida; Ostreidae
Exons: 1
Coding region: 1-1725 (574 amino acids)
Biological process (GO): positive regulation of DNA-templated transcription
Cellular component (GO): nucleoplasm; chromatin
Molecular function (GO): ubiquitin-protein transferase activity; zinc ion binding
Source: RefSeq, a predicted model, not a curated record
AUGGCACUAUUUGAAACCAAAAUACCACCCGACGCCCAGCAUUAUUUAGUGUGUGGCACUGAAGACUGUGGGAGGAACUGCCAGUUUUACUGCAAUGACUGUCACCAACCAAUGUGUGAACAAUGCCGAGAUGAACAUCAGAAAAAUGAGAAAACGAAGAACCAUGAAGUGGUUCCUUAUAAACAACGCAAACGACAACUUCCUGUAGAGAAAUGCAAGAUCCACCCCACAAAAGAAAUGGUUCUUCUCUGCGAGGAAUGCCAAAUUCCCAUUUGUUACAAAUGCACAGCCACAAAAGAACAUCGCGGUCAUGCGUUUACUGACCUAGAAAUAGACUUUGAUGAAAAAGUUUCCCUAUGUCAUGAAGAAAUUGCAAAGAUUAGAAAUUAUUUUGAGCCAACUUCUCAAGAUUUAAAAAAAGAAAUUGCUGAUGAUGUCACAGAAAUAAUGAAGAUUAUGGACGGCAUAAGAACAGCCAUGAAGGCUGAAGCUGAGGCUGUGAAAAAGCUGGUAAACACAGUCACAUCAAAAAAUAUAAAACAAGUCGACAAAAUUGAAAAGUCAUUAUUAGAAACGUUAAACGGUCAAAACCAAGAAAUAGAUGACUACAUAAACUAUCUUAAUGAUUUAAUUAAGACGUUUUAUGGUUACCUAUCUCCUUCAAACAUAGAUCAAAUAAGACUUAACCUCCAAUCAGAAAGCAUUCGACCCAUACCGAUAACAUCAAAACCAGUCCCACCCGUAUUUACUGCUGGUCAAUACAGCAGGGAAGAUGUCGCCAAACUGCUGGGUAGAAUAACUGAUCCCAAUACUAAACCAGAGAACAGAAAAAUAAAACCCAUGGAGACUGACUCUACACAGUUGAAACCUACAGGGAAACAGAGAAAACAAAACAGAGAGAAAUCUGACGUGAAACAAACACUGUCUCUGUCUUCCUCUGUCACCAAGGUCAGGGAGUACAAAGUACCAGGUGUUGGUCGUGUAUACCAUAUAUCAGUGGGUAAAUCAGGCAGACUCUGGGCCAGUGAUAAUAUUGGUAAUCUUGUCCAAACAGAUCAACAGGGGAAUCAGCUACAGAAGAUAAAAACCAGUGGUGAAGAUGAAAGCUACCACACAUUCACACAGGACGGAGACCUGAUUUAUAAAGACAAACACGAAAAAUUCAUCAAUAGGAUAACACCGGGAAAUACAAUCACACAAUUCAUUAAAACAGGGGACUGGUUACCACUCAGUUUAUACUCCUCCCAUAUCAAUGGAGACCUACUGAUUGGGAUGGUGAAAAAUAGAGAAGCUAAAGUCACCAGGUAUAACAAGACAGGGACAGAAAUACAGAACAUACAAAGAGACAACAAAGGACAGCCACUGUACAAGUAUCCAUACUACAUCACAGAAAACAUAAAUGGUGAUGUCUGUGUAUCAGACUGGAGCAAACCUGCUGUAGUGGUGGUGGAUACAUCAGGACAACACAUGUUCUCUUACACAGGUCAGGGUUCAGAGUUUGCUCCCUAUGGAAUAUGUACUGAUGUACUCGGUCACAUUCUGGUGUGUGAUUCAUUCAGUGCCACAGUCCAUCUCCUGGAUCAGGACGGUCAGUUCUUGUCUCUACUACUCGCAGAACAACAAGGGGUAUAUGGUCCCCGUAUUGUGUGUGUCGAUGAUGAGAACAAUCUCUGGGUGGGACAGAGUAACACCAACACAGUGAAAGUGUACAAGUAUCUACAGUGAUCAUUAUAUGUCCAUAAAUCAAUUAUAUACUGUGUGUAUGUUGUGAGACAAUGUAACAACAACAUUGUGAUAGCUUACAAUUACCAGUAUCUACAGUGUAUAUUGAAAUACAUAUACAUCAUUCAUGUAAACCUGUGUAUGUUUUUUAAUACAUUGUAUCGGUUUUUAUUAAUGACUAUUUUCCAUUGCUGACGAAUUGAUAAUAAAUUUGUAACAAUAUAUUAACAAUACCAAAUUGUUG